This is a messenger RNA of Panicum hallii, 1769 nucleotides long. RefSeq names its product probable arabinosyltransferase ARAD1. Gene Ontology annotation, molecular function: glycosyltransferase activity. The record is from RefSeq and is a predicted model, not a curated record. The transcript has 4 exons. Lineage: Eukaryota; Viridiplantae; Streptophyta; Magnoliopsida; Poales; Poaceae. The coding region runs from base 72 to 1388 and encodes 438 amino acids.
CAUUCAGCAGCCAGCCAACCCACCGGCCCGCAGACGGCAGGUACAGUGCGAGCCGGCGGCGCCGUGGCGGCAUGGGGGCGCCGAGCAGCCGCGCGGUGGCCUUGGGCGCGGCCUUCCUGCUGCUCCUCGUCGCGCUGCCCUCCGCCUUCCUCUACCUCACCUCCUCCGCCGCCCCCUCCGCCUCCCGCGCCGCGCUCCUCAACCUCAAGCCCUUCUCCGCGCGGUGCCCGCCCGCCGCGGCCCCGCCGCUCCGCGUCUUCAUGUACGACCUGCCCCCGCGCUUCCACGUCGCCAUGAUGGCGGCCAACGGCCCCAACGCGACGGCGGGGCUGUUCCCCGCGUGGCCGCCGUCGGCGGGCGGGAUCAGGCGGCAGCACAGCGUGGAGUACUGGAUGAUGGCGUCGCUGCAGGACGGGGGAGGCGGAGGGGGAGCGGGAUCGGGGAGGAGGGGGGCGGUCAGGGUGCGGGAUCCCGACGCCGCCGAGGCCUUCUUCGUGCCCUUCUUCUCCUCGCUCAGCUUCAACGUGCACGGCCGCAACAUGACCGACCCCGACACUGAGGCCGACCGCCUCCUGCAGGUUGAACUUAUGGAGAUUCUAUGGAAGUCUAAAUAUUGGCAACGAUCUGCAGGCCGUGACCACGUGAUUCCCAUGCAUCACCCUAAUGCUUUCAGAUUCCUGCGAAACAUGGUGAAUGCAUCUAUUCUUAUAGUUGCAGACUUUGGGAGAUACACAAAGGAACUGGCUUCCUUGAGGAAAGAUGUUGUGGCACCAUAUGUGCAUGUUGUGGGUUCCUUUGUUGAUGAUGAUGCACCUGAUCCAUUUGAGGCUCGUCAUACACUGCUUUUCUUUCGAGGCCGUACUGUCAGGAAAGAUGAAGGGAAGAUCCGGGCCAAACUUGCGAAGAUAUUAAAAGGAAAGGAUGGCGUGCGCUUUGAGAAUAGCUUUGCCACAGGCGACGGCAUUAAAAUAUCUACAGAAGGUAUGCGGUCAUCGAAGUUUUGUCUUCAUCCUGCUGGGGACACUCCUUCCUCGUGCCGCCUGUUUGAUGCCAUUGUCAGUCACUGUGUUCCUGUGAUUGUGAGCAGUCGCAUCGAGCUCCCUUUUGAAGAUGAGAUUGAUUACAGCGAAUUCUCCCUUUUCUUCUCAGUUGAAGAAGCUCUAAGACCUGAUUACUUGCUCAACCAGCUCAGGCAGAUCUCCAAAAAGAAGUGGGUUGAGAUGUGGUUGAAGCUAAAAAAUGUAUCUCACCACUAUGAGUUCCAGUAUCCCCCUAGGAAAGGUGAUGCUGUGAAUAUGAUAUGGCGGCAGGUGAGGCACAAAAUCCCUGCAGUUAACCUUGCUAUUCACAGGAAUAGAAGACUAAAAAUUCCAGACUGGUGGGGAUAAUAAUCUUUGAGUGGUGUACAUAUUACCAUAUCCACUGGUAAACCUGGUUAUUUUUGGUGCGUGAUCAUUCCUUGUGAACCAGUGCUCAUCAUAGGAUCCGAGGACCGAGCGCACAACUAUUCUCUGAUGGGAACUGACAUUAUCACCUCUUUUUUGGUUCAUUUUUUGACAGGAUAAGUAUUUUUUCCCCUGAAACUACAAAAUAGUGGGAACAAAUAUUAUUUAUAGUGAAGACUUACCUGACAAAUAGGAUAUCUGUAUCUUCUUUGUACUAGCAUACUGAAAGUUGCAAUAUAUUCCUGGUGCUGGUAGAUAUACCGUUCAUCUCAGUGGUUGCUUGUAUGGAUCUGUUGACUUCAAUAUCAGAGUUUUCUAUGCUUA